Caenorhabditis elegans is the source of this 938-nucleotide messenger RNA. It is a transcript of the gene col-107, whose product is annotated as Nematode cuticle collagen N-terminal domain-containing protein. The transcript has 2 exons. Gene Ontology annotation, molecular function: structural constituent of cuticle. Lineage: Eukaryota; Metazoa; Nematoda; Chromadorea; Rhabditida; Rhabditidae. The coding region runs from base 14 to 898 and encodes 294 amino acids. The record is from RefSeq and is marked reviewed.
GUCACAUUCAGCAAUGAGUACCAAAGCCAUCGUUAUUGGAGCGUCUUUCUUCUCCGGAGUCACGAUUAUCGUGUCUCUGGUUGCCGCCGGUAUGCUCCUUCAGGACAUCAAUGACUUGUACUACGAUGUGAUGGAUGACAUGACUGAGUUCAGAAACACCGCCAAUGAAGCCUGGAAGGACAUGAUCGUUCCAUCAGGAGCCGUCGACGCCAGCCUUAUCUUCGGACGUAACAAGAGAUCCGGCGGAACUUGCGGAUGCGGAGCACAGCCAAACAACUGCCCAGCUGGACCAGCCGGACCACCAGGAGCCCCAGGAGCUCCAGGAGAGGACGGAACCCCAGGACAAGCCGGAAAGAACGGAGGAAACGGAAUCGGAAUCGUCAACUCCGCCGACGCCGGAGGUUGCAUCAAGUGCCCAGCCGGAGAGCCAGGACCAGCCGGACCAGACGGACCAGCCGGAGCCCCAGGAGCCGACGGACAGCCAGGAGCCCCAGGAAACGCCGGACAAGACGGAGCCCCAGGAGCCGCUGGUGAGCAAGGAGACGCCGGAGCCGCCGGACAAGACGGAGAAGCCGGAGCACCAGGAGGCCCAGGAAAGAACGGACAACGCGGAUCCGGAGCCCCAGGACCAGCCGGACCAGAAGGACCAGCCGGACCAGCCGGACAAGACGGAGCACCAGGACAAGACGGAGCCCCAGGAAACGCCGGAUCAGAAGGACCAGCCGGAGCCCCAGGAAAGGACGGAGAAGCCGGAGCUCCAGGACAAGACGGAGAGGCCGGAGGCGAGGGAAUUCCAGGCCAAGACGCUGCCUACUGCCCAUGCCCACCACGUACCGCCGCUGUCGAGGCCACCCCAGCUUCCCAGGGAGGAUACAGACGUCGUUUCUCUCACGUCUAAGGAUUUUAACAUUCUCAAAAAUAAACGAUUUUUCAUUCAC